CUGCACGGAUCCGGACGCGGCCUUGUUUACAUUCCUGGAGUGAUGGUGGCCGCGGCGCCGCGUGAUCAGCCGCUUCCCGUCCUGCUGACCUGCAAGUACCUCCUGAGUCUCGUCCUCGGCCUGGGACUUCUGCUGACCUUGGCGCAGUCCGAGUUCGAGCUGCAGGCGUGUCUGGGGGCACUGAGGAUCUACAGCCUGGUCGUGGUGGUGCUGCAAGUGGCGCUGCAGUUGGUGGCUCCGGAGGCCUCGGCGCUGCACCCGGGAGGAGGCGGCGGCGAAGGACACAUCGCGGCGGGAUUCGGCAAGGGGAAGGCCAGGAAUAGGGCCGGGAAGCUUGUGGAUUUCAUCUUGGUGGUGAUUCUCAGCAUCUUCAGUGUAUGCCUCACGCACAUUGUAACUGUGCUGUAUGGAGCAUAUUUGAUUGAGAAUAUUGAGGAGACCUUCACGUUCAGCAUACUAGUCGCAUCUCUAGCAUUUGUCAGACCCCUUGUUGCGCUUGGCCCUGGUGCUCUUGGUCUUAUUAUUGAACGAGCCAAUUUCGAGGAGGAACCUGUACUUCAGUCUCUCACUGCUGUCGUGGGAGCUUGGUUUGGUGCUUUGCCUAUUCCACUGGACUGGGACACGCCUUGGCAGGUUUGGCCCUUGACUUGCUGCAUCGGGGCAGUAAUUGGUGAAGUUGGAGCCUCGGCUUACUUGCUGUCUAAGAUAUACAAAGCGGUGGACUCGAGGAAGAAAAAUAAGUCUACUUAAUUUUUUUCAGUCAGUUGGGUUAUUAUCAGUUAUUAGUAAUUACAGUAACAUCAUAGACCUUGUUUUCACUUGAGAACUUAGGAUUUUUUAAAAACUUCUUAUUUACUAAUUCAUCAGAGAUUGUUAGUAUGCUGUAAAAUCAUUUUGAUUCUUC
This is a messenger RNA of Penaeus chinensis, 904 nucleotides long. RefSeq names its product phosphatidylinositol-glycan biosynthesis class F protein-like (gene PIG-F). The coding region runs from base 43 to 750 and encodes 235 amino acids. The record is from RefSeq and is a predicted model, not a curated record. NCBI's taxonomy places the organism in Eukaryota, Metazoa, Arthropoda, Malacostraca, Decapoda, Penaeidae. The transcript is spliced from 5 exons. Gene Ontology annotation, biological process: GPI anchor biosynthetic process. Gene Ontology annotation, cellular component: endoplasmic reticulum membrane.